Messenger RNA from Pseudomassariella vexata, 593 nucleotides. RefSeq lists its product as uncharacterized. The record is from RefSeq and is a predicted model, not a curated record. NCBI's taxonomy places the organism in Eukaryota, Fungi, Ascomycota, Sordariomycetes, Amphisphaeriales, Pseudomassariaceae. The transcript has a single exon. The coding region runs from base 38 to 208 and encodes 56 amino acids.
ACAAAAUCCGCAUUACCCAGGACCUUAUACUACCGAAAUGCCUCGACAACGAUCCAUAACGUAUCAGCAGAAGCUAGCUCUUCGAGAGCAACGCCAGCUACAGCCAAGGGCUUCAAAUCUUGACCUCAAGCAAUGGUUUGAGAAGAAAUACGACCAACCAGUCUCUAACCUUAUCCGUCUCCGACAUUUAGCAUGGCUGGCUAUCUGACUUCCAUCACCGCCGAUCGAUCAAGUCUCGCGUACACCAUGGAGAGUGCGGAAGGAUCCGUCAAGAAGCCGAGCAAGAGACGGUUACAAUAGGUCAAGUCCUCGGCCAUUAUUCAGAGAAAGAUAUCUACAACUGUGACGAAUCUGGGCUCUACUGGAAGCUAAUUCCUGACCGAAGCCUUUCGACGAGCUCAGUCCCUGGGAGAAAACGAAAUGAAGCACGAAUAACAGCUUACUUCUGUUGUAAUGCCGACGGCUCUGAUCGAUUACCGCUCUGGUUUAUCGGUACAGCAAAAACUCCUAGAGCCGUCCAAGCGGCAGGAGUUCAUAUUCAAUUCCUGAAUAUCGUAUGGAGAUCGAACCGUACUGCAUGGAUGACAGGCCCU